This is a messenger RNA of Alternaria metachromatica, 1044 nucleotides long. RefSeq lists its product as uncharacterized. The coding region runs from base 1 to 1044 and encodes 347 amino acids. Lineage: Eukaryota; Fungi; Ascomycota; Dothideomycetes; Pleosporales; Pleosporaceae. The transcript has a single exon. The record is from RefSeq and is a predicted model, not a curated record.
AUGUCAAGCACACCAACAACACCAACACCAUCUAAUCGUGCCGGUCAGACGAACUUCACUCCAGUGCAACUCGAAGCGCGAGCAAUCCUCACGCACCUCCUCACGCGCCUCUCUCAGCUCCCUGUCUCUUCCUCCGACGAUGGCAAACCUCAUCCUUACCACAAGUACACCCCCUGGAUCUCGCACCACAGCAUACCCACCCUCACUCAGUCAAUCUACUCCCUAAUUCGUCCACAACUCUGGCAUCUCCUUUCCUCCCGCCUCUCUCUAGACGCCCUAAAGCAUAUUGGCGGAGACCUGCGACACGAAGGCCGAGCCAUAUAUCUAAACGGCAUCCUAGGCGUCGAUAAAAGGUUGAGGAUCUACGUGGGUCAGAGUAGUAAUCUGCGCGUGAGGGUGGCACAGCAUCUCAACUUUAGGUAUCGGAGAGAUCAUCCGAGUCUACAUUACUAUGCGCUGGAGUGGAGUAUCUACAACGUUUUCGGUGUACUAGCUGUGCUUCCUUCGGGCGGAUAUGGCAAUGCAGUACCGGGUAUGGAUCACCCGGACCUGGUGAUGAACGUAUUGGAGAUGUGGAUGUGUCUUGUCUUCCGGACGUUACCCUUAGACACCCUGAAAGAGUGGCUACCAGAUGACGUACUCGUCGAUAAGAAGAAGUUGACGGCGAAAGAGGGUGUUGUAGGUGGCCUCAACGUAGCAAGUCCGCUGGAUCAGGGUGUGGAAAUGAAAGAGAGGGGGUUUGUUGAUUUGAGUGAAGAGGACGAUUCCGUGAUACGGGAUUACCUGAAGGAGAUGCAGAGGAAGACGGGUGAUGGACUGAUUGGAGAGAAUGUGAAGGAAAGAAAGACGAAAGAUGUUGAAGUGGACGAAGAGGAACGUGCGCUGAGGAAGAAGAUGUACGCCGAGAAAGCACGGAGGUACCAGCGGAGAGAUACGGAUAUCGUUGUUCCGCAGUGGGUUUUCCUUGGUGCCAUGGCGGUGGGUGUGGGAAUUAUGCUACUGAGGAGUAGUGGGGGACCGCAGGCUAGAGGAAGCUGGAGAUGA